This is a messenger RNA of Adineta ricciae, 507 nucleotides long. The record is from the annotation of a GenBank genome assembly. Lineage: Eukaryota; Metazoa; Rotifera; Eurotatoria; Adinetida; Adinetidae.
AUGUUACUUACAAAUCGUUCGGCUUCAUCAACAGCCAAUGAUCACCAUACAUCUUCGAAAGAUCAAAAACAAUAUCAAACACCAUUGUCGUUAGAUCCAGACUUUCGCGCACCACCGGACAACGAAUUGCCACGUGCGAAAACGCCGGAGAUGAAAGGAAUUACGUUUAAUAUCCGUGACUUUUAUCAAAAUUACUUUCCUAAUGAUCCUGUCGAAGCACGUCUACCAACACCAUGGCAUAUGGAUAUUUAUUAUCGAAAACAAUACUAUGUAAUUGGUGCUCUGCUUGGCGUUUUAUUUGGUUUAUUUGUUUCCAUUCGACGUAUACGCGUAGACCGAGCACGGCAACGUGAUUGGGAAAGACAUCAUGGUGAUCCAUUAAGUUAUUAUGAUACUGUUGGUCCAAUUAAUCCAAAUGUAACCAGAAAAGCUUGGGACGAUCAUCCAAAUCUUCCCAAGCCACAAGGCUGGGUAUCGAAACAUCAUCCAGAACAAGAAUUACAUUGA